Messenger RNA from Sinocyclocheilus grahami, 4274 nucleotides. Its product is annotated as catenin delta-1-like. Gene Ontology annotation, biological process: cell-cell adhesion. The record is from RefSeq and is a predicted model, not a curated record. The transcript is spliced from 20 exons. Lineage: Eukaryota; Metazoa; Chordata; Actinopteri; Cypriniformes; Cyprinidae. Gene Ontology annotation, molecular function: protein binding. Gene Ontology annotation, cellular component: adherens junction; nucleus; cytoplasm. Bases 283 to 2961 code for a protein of 892 amino acids.
UUUAAAAAGACUGCUUAAAUCUGUUCAUCUCAGGUAUCUUCUUUGUUUUGCUUCGUCGGGAGAAACGCGUUACGUGCCACUCGUUAGAAAGCGAACUCAUAAAAUAGGGCAGAUGCGUCUGGCGUAGCGUGGGGCUGAAACGCCCAAAUAUAGAGCAGCAUACGUUUGGAAUUACAAUCACUUCCUACCGCUUGGAAAAUCUGAAAUUGGCCAUAGAGAAGCCCGUUUCGAUAGGCCACGACCUCACAUCGGGACUUUAACGAAACCAAAAACAAAGUGUGUAUGGAGCAGUGUGAGAAUGCCGCAUCUCUCCUGGCCUCCGUGCGAGAGCAGGAGAUGCAGUUCGAGCGUCUGACUCGAGCUCUGGAGGAGGAGAGGAGGAGCGUGGGGCCCUCCGGUACCCUACCCCGCCCCCUCCCCGCCCUGCAGAACGGCCGUGUCACUGGUGAUGCAGAGUUAGAACGGCUCAAAUUAAGUGAGGGAUACAUCAACGGGACUCAGUACAGGAUGUUGGACCCUGGUCAUUUUGUUGAGUCGGUCACAGUGGAGGAGGACCCCCAUGAGUCGAUGCCAUUUAUUUCAGUUGAAACCAUUAAUGAUGGCACCACACGUCGCACUGAGACCACAGUAAAGAAGGUCACAAAGACGACUACCACACGAACAGUCAUUCCCUCAGUCUCCGACACACUUUCCCUUGAUGGCACUGGUUCAGUCACUGGGAUACCCGUUUGUAAUACCCCAGUGGACCGUGUGUACAGGCCACCGGGUGGCCCCAUGGACUACCCCACCGCUACUGUCCCCCGUAACUACCACUAUGGACCACCAGGCUAUGAUGAUUUCCGCAGCUACCCUCCUUCUGAAGCCUACGCCAGUCUCAACCGAGGGACACGAAUGGAUGACCGCUACAGGCCUGUGGAUGGCUAUCGCACGCUGGACUCCGCCUAUUGCACCCACAGCCGGCCGCAGUUGGACCCGUACGCAGCCCAGCCCCAGGUAGGACGUAUGGGUAGUGCUAUGGAGAUCUCUGGCAUGCAGCGAUUUGUACCAGAGCCAUACGGCCUGGAGGAUGAUCAGAGAAGCCUGGGAUACGACGAUCCCGAUUAUGGCAUGGGACCAGCCAUGCAUUACAGCACAAUGCCCCGGUUGGCACAUGCACACCAUGCCCCACCUCCACGCCGGACAGGGUCAUAUGAGGGCACACUGGAUGGUGAUAUGAGUGGAGCUGGUGAUAUGUAUUAUUGGGGCGGAGGAGCUCCGCUGGCUCAGGGAGAGAGAGGCAGCAUGGCAUCAUUGGACAGCACUCUUCGUAAAGGCCCCGCCCCCACAGCAUGGAGGCAGCCGGAGCUUCCUGAAGUCAUCGCUAUGCUCAACUACCGCCUGGACCCUGUCAAAAGCAACGCUGCAGCGUACUUGCAACACCUCACUUUUAAGAACGAUAAGGUGAAGUCAGAAGUAAGACGACUGAAGGGGAUCCCUGCCCUCGUGUCCAUGCUGGAUAACCCAAAGAAGGAGGUGCAUUACGCAGCAUGCGGAGCACUCAAGAACAUCUCAUACGGACGAGAUCCAGAUAACAAGAUAGCCAUCAAGAACUGUGACGGAAUUCCCGCGCUGGUGCGGCUACUGAGGAAGACGAGAGAUCAGGACCUUACUGACACCAUAACGGGCACGCUGUGGAACCUGUCGUCUCACGACUCUGUAAAGAUGGAGAUCGUGGACCACGCACUGCAUGCCCUGUCCGACGAGGUGAUGGUUCCUCGCUCGGGCUGGGAGAGGGGGAACGAAGGGGGAGAGGAGAGCUGCAAACCCAGACACUUGGAGUGGGAGACGGCACUCACCAACACCACCGGCUGCUUAAGGAAUGUGAGCUCGGAGCGGAGCGAGGCCAGGAGGAAGCUGAGGGAGUGCUCUGGACUGGUCGACUCGCUCAUGUACAUCGUCCAGUCACAGAUCAACUGUAAAGAUGUGGACAACAAGAUUUCUGUGCCACUUCGUGUGUCAUUCUAUUUCACUUGUUGCUCAUGCCGUCUGCUUUGUUCAGGAAAAAAAGAGGAUGAUGGAACUUCAGAUACCAUUGACAUUCCAAAGAGAAGCACACCAGCCAAAGGUUAUGAGUUGCUGUUCCAGCCAGAGGUGGUGCGUGUCUACACUUCUCUCCUGAAAGAGAGCAAGAACCCCUCAGUUCUCGAAGCCGCGGCGGGGGCCGUGCAGAACCUGUGUGCGGGCCGCUGGACUUAUGGGCGGUACAUCAGAGCAGUGGUUAGACAGGAGCAUGGCCUGCCGAUGAUGACCGAGCUGUUGUCUCAUGGGAACGACCGUGUGGUCAAAGCCAUGUCCGGAGCCUUGAGAAACCUGGCCAUUGACGCUCGCAACCGUGAGCUGCUAGGGAAGCAUGCAGUGCCUAACUUGGUGGCCAAUCUGCCAGGCGGGGGUCAGAGUCAGCCUGCGCGCGCGCUCUCAGAGGAGACGGUGGUGUCUGUUCUCAGCACUAUGACGGAGGUGGUCGGCUCCAGCGUGGAUGCGGCUAAAACCCUGCGCAGCUCCCAGGGAAUCGAGAGACUGGUGCUCAUCAACAAAGACAGCAACCGUUCAGAUCGGGAGGUGCGUGGCGCUGGGCUGGUGCUGCAGAUCGUGUGGGGCUUCAAAGAGCUCCGCCGCACACUGGAGAAAGACGGCUGGAAGAAAACAGACUUCAUGGUGAACCUUAACCCUCCUAACAACACCCGCAGCAACGGAGGAUACGAGGACAGCACCCUGCCGCUAAUAGACAGGGGGGGCAAACAGGACAGAGACAUGAUUCCUCUUAAUGACAUGGGACCAGACGCUUACUCUACGCUAGACCAGAGAGGACGGAGAAACACUUUAGACGACACUCUGGAUCGCUCUGACAGAGAGGCACUUCAGGGAGGAAUGUAUGGGGAGAGGCGGGGCUCUUUGCCUCUCUUGGACUCUUAUGAUGGUUAGGCCACUCCCCCUCCCCCCCACUCAGUGCAUGAGCACGCAUGAAAAACUGAUCGUGUGCAUCACCCGCCGUGAGUUUCCUCCUCCUGCCUACUGUCCCUGCUGAGCCUCUGAUCUCAUCACUUACGGGACCAUUGCCACUAAUUGCAAAGACCCUUCUGUAGUUUUCAACAUUCUCAUGUUGUCACUCUCAUGUGAUUGAGAACAGCCACUACUUCAAACGGACUCUUUUUAUGUCAAAUAAUGGAAACACUAGGGACUACAAGCUCUAUUUAGUCACAUCCCCAGCUUAUUGAGCUUUAUAAAUCAUUUCCUUAUUAUUUUGUUUUUGUUUUUUGCUUAUGCAUCUAUUAGAACACUAGUAUAGUAUGGCGUCGGUGUUUUGAUUAUUUUGCUUCAUCCUGCUUUGUGGUUCACAGUGAUAAAAAGGUAAAGCCAAAUUGCAUCAGUCAUAUGCGGCCUGCAGAAAAUGUAUAUAGAAUUUUUCGGUAAGUUUUGUGUCUCGUUGAUGCAUUGCCACAGGCAUGAGGCCUAUUUUUUGUCGUUUUCUGAAAGCACUAGACGAUCACCAAUUCCCCUUAAGUUAUCCAUCUGUGGUUUUUGUGGAUGGUCUCGUGGAGUGUUCGGUCUCUAGGAAGUGGUUGUUGUGACCGCGUGGAUGAAGCAUUACAAAAGAGGCAGAGGGAUAUUUGAUUGGGAGAUUUUUGUUUUUAUUUUGUAAACCAGUAGCAUUCAAGAAAGUUCUCUAGUGGUAGGUGAGUAUAGUUUUAUUCAUUCAGUUGUCAAAUUUGCAAAGCUGGUUUGGGAUUAUGUUUUUCCCCCUUUGUUUUGUCUUUUAAAAUUGUCACUGACAACGAUUAGCUUCUGUGUGGGAACUCAACAGUUCCUCACUCUUCAUUUAUAAUAAGUACAAUUAAAUAGCCACAAAAGAGAAGAUAAAAAAAAGCCUUUAACUCUGAGACAAAUUGUAGCCCUGGACUUCGAUCUGUCUGAAUAUAAAUGAAUGUGUAAAUAUGACCGUGUCUCACAAAUCCACUCUGCAUACUUGGAGUGCCUCGCUUGCUCAGCGCGACGUUUGAGUGUGUUUGUGAUGAGCGGUGAACAGGGAUGUUUGGCCACCCUUCUGCCUCUUGGUUUCAGUGCCUGUCUGUGUAGAGAGUGAACGAGUGUACAUUUGAGGAUGUAUAUGCAUUUUUUUUUUUUUUCUGAGAUCCAUAAGUACAGUGCUCGUUUCUUAGACUGCAUAAUUAAAAAUGCACAGUAAGUCUGUUGUAGAUAUUUACUGAAUGGAAACUUUAGCACUAGGGGUAAUGGAU